CGUAAAACUACAUCCGGGUACCAGAAACAAACGAUGCAGCGGUGUUGGUGGAACUCCCUUCACCGAGCCUGAUCUGGAACCAUGUUGACCCCGCCAAAGGAGGGGGCUCCCUCCAUGAUCGAUAAAGCGCUGAGGUUGAGAAGAGAGGAGCAGGCGCGACAGGUCGUCUUGGCCUGGGCCGUUCUCAACGUGUCCUUAGCUGGAAUGAUUUACACUGAAAUGUGUGGGAAGCUGCUGAGCCGAUACUACAACAUCACCUACUGGCCCAUCUGGUACAUCGAACUGGUCCUAGCCUCUCUCUUUAGUCUCAACGCCCUUUUUGACUUCUGGAAAUAUUUUAAGUACACGAUGGCCCCAUCCACCAUCGCCGUGACCCCGGAGCAGCAUCGCCUUUUGGGACUGAGAAACACAAUUGUCCGAGCUUCUCCGCCCCAAAUGCCAGAAAAGAAGGAAACCCCCGUUCCAGCCCAAUCGUCCCCCCUGCAGGGCCAGAGUGUCCUGAGCUUCAGUCCCUCUCGGACUCCUUCAAGCAGCCCCAAAUUCUCCCCCAGCUGUGUAACGGGAUACAGCCCGUCUCUCAGUGGCCCUUCCACACCCAGCAGUGCAGGAAAUCCUUUUUCUUCCCCGGGAGCUUUUGGGAAGGUGCUGAGCUACAGCGCGUCUUCGGGCUCUUCUCCUUUCCCGAAAACUGUCGGGUCGGCAGAAGGUUCCAGCCUGAGGGCUCGGUAUCGCACGUCUCCUUCGGUGUUUAACUCCCCUGGAAGCAAAGAGGAUUACAUGGAGGAUCUGAAAAGCCUGGAGAGGUUUCUGCACACAGAGGAGGAGAAGAGCCACCGCAGCCAGCUGGGGAGUCCAGAGUCUGUGUCUCCGAAUCACAGCCCAACUUUCUGGAACUACAACCGUUCGGUGGGGGAUUAUGCGCAGAGUUUGAGGAAAUUCCUCUACCAGCCGGCGUGCCGCUCCCAAGCGCCAUCGGCCCACAAAGACGACACGGACCUGGGAUCCAAACAGGCUGCAGAGGAGGUGUGGGCCAGAAUCACCACAAGUCGUGCAGUAAUGGACCGGAUCGACAGCUGGACAGCCAAACUCCGAAACUGGAUCAGUGACACCAUCUUGGACCCUCUAGUGAAGGAAAUGGACUCUGUCAACAGUCAGCUGAGGAGGAUGGGCUGUCCAGAGCUGCAGAUCGGAGAGGCCAGUAUAAGCAGCCUGAAACAGGCAGCGGUGAUGAAGGCCUCCUCCAUCCCGACUCUGACCUCCAUCGUCCAGUACUUGGACAUAACCCCCAACCAAGAAUACCUAGUGGACCGGAUAAAAGAGUUGGCUCACAGUGGAUGUAUGAGCUCCUUUCGAUGGAAUGGAGGCGGUGACCUGAAGAACAGGAAGUGGGAUACCGACCUUCCCACCGACUGCGCUGUCUUGAUGCAUGUCUUCUGCACUUACUUGGACUCGAGAUUGCCCCCACAUCCCAAGUACCCUGACGGGAAAACGUUUACUUCGCAGCACUUCCGCCACACUCCGGACAAGCCUGACGUCACCAAGGAGAACGUCUUCUGCAUCCACCAAAGCAGCACCUCUCCUCCACACUACCAGCUCAUAUACCAGGGACACAUUUACAGUCUUCCAAAGGGCAGGAACAACCUGUUUCACACAGUCCUCAUGUUCCUCUACGUCAUUAAGACCAAAGAAUCGGGAAUGUUGGGGAGGGUAAAUCUGGGCCUUUCUGGUGUGAAUAUCCUGUGGAUAUUUGAAGAGUGAUGUAAGAUCAGCCUACAGCUGUUUGGUUCCUCAAAGCCAGAGUCAGUGACUUUCUGAGGCACAUUGGGAAAAAAUCAUAUUUGGAAAGUACAAACUGCAUGUUUUUAAGGAUGCACAGAUCUGUCGACGACCCAAAAGCCUCAUUGAUAUUUUAUUAUUUUAUAUGGCAAAGUUCUUCGGAUACAACCCUUUAUUUUAUACUCAUUGGAAUGUACCAGCAUAGCAGCCUUUUAAAGUAAGAUGUGUCUGAUCAGCUGUUAAGGGCUCAGAUCCAUCAGCUUGAAUGUAGAUACAAAAUACAGGUGUUUUGUUUUGUUUUACGUUAGACCGCAGCCACUUCCUGCUUUUUUGUAAGAAUAAAUGCCUACAACAAUAAAAGCCUUGAUCUUUGCUUGAAUUAACCUGGAUGAAAAUGGAUUGGAUUGAUUUAUAAAAGAUUUUUCUUCAUUAUUAAAAUUGUUACAGUACUUAAAGUAAUUGUGUACAAGUGAAGAUAGAAAGUUUUUCUGUGUUUUGAGGUAUUUUUUAAAAUCCUCAUCUUUUUUAUAUAAAUAAGGAAGCCUUGAUUUAAUUUUUGCCCGUUGCUGGUUACAACUGAAACCUGUAAAGUUAUAGAUAACCUUGGUGUUUGAAUUUUUUGGAAAGAUGUGGAAAUAAAAUCUUUGUGUGAACA
This is a messenger RNA of Oryzias latipes (Japanese medaka), 2431 nucleotides long. It is a transcript of the gene tmem209, whose product is annotated as transmembrane protein 209. NCBI's taxonomy places the organism in Eukaryota, Metazoa, Chordata, Actinopteri, Beloniformes, Adrianichthyidae. Gene Ontology annotation, cellular component: membrane. The record is from RefSeq and is a predicted model, not a curated record.